Molecule: messenger RNA, 354 nt
Organism: Didymodactylos carnosus
Lineage: Eukaryota; Metazoa; Rotifera; Eurotatoria; Philodinida; Philodinidae
Source: the annotation of a GenBank genome assembly
AUGAACAAAAGCUCUCAUGCUAAAGAAAAACGUUUAAAUUAUAUUGAAGAUAAUGUUUAUAAAUGCAAACGACACUCGUACCAGUAUAAUCUUGAUAUUGAAGAGAAAAUCGAUGAAAAUAUGUCGCAAACAAUAGUUGACUUAUGUGCUACGGUUGAUAUACAAUUACAUCGUUCUGACAUUGAAUUAUCACAUCCUUUGGGUAGUAUAAAAAUUAAAAAACAUUUACAAAACAGUCAAAAUAGAACGGAAUCAAAACCCUUGGCACGUGUUGUGAUUGCUAUGGUACAUCGUCAAGAAGUAAGAAAAAAACUUUUAAUAGUACGUAAAGCACUUCAUCAAAAGCUGGUGUAA